AUGGUCUACUCGAGUGCAGGCUCAAGUGCCGCCACGGCCGGUGGCUCGUCUGGUUCGCAGGCGGGCGCAUCAACAUCAACAAUCGAGAUCAGCCCCCCACCACCCGUCCACCGCUCCAUGUCACGCGCGUCCUCGCGCGCAGUUUCGCGCGCAGAAUCUCGUGCAGAGUCCAGAGGUCCAUCGCGUACUGGCUCCCGAGCUGCAAUGCUGCGCACGUCGGACGAGGAGCGGUCAAUGUCCCCACCAUUGACGCCUGGCGGUGGCCUAGACCUCGGCAUGCCUCGCUACGCUUUCCUGGAUGAGGACCCCUCCGUGUCCAGGGCAGACUCGCCGGCGUCUGCCAGAAACAGGCAAAAGCACUUGUCGGGCCAGAGCGCAUACUCUGCCUACUCUGACUUUGAGUCGACUGAGGGCGAAAGCAGUGUUGGGCAUCACAGGUCCUCCAGUGCAUCCCGUCCCUUUGCAGCCUUUGCAGGUGGCCCACCACCGGCAUGGGGUAGGAGAGACUCGACUCGCUCGCUCAAGAGCAUCAAGUCUAUUCGGUCGGUUAAGUCUCUCCGACGAAAACGGCAAAACGACAACUCUCCGGGUAACGCGGGUGGCCCAUCAGGCGGCGGCGGCGGCGAGUUUGAAGACGAGGAGGAUCUCGAGCUAUGGGCGCUCGUUCGACGUGCUGCCAUUCUCGAGCGCCUCCUGCGUGCAGGCAAGCGCGCAUCAAACAUUGCCAGCCGCAACACGUACCGCUUCAGUGUUCAGUCCGCCUCGACCCAUUACACGUCGCACACUAGCAGAUAUGGCCGCACAUCAACCCAGUUUGAGCGGAGAGCGCCAUCACGCUCAGGUUCGACCCCGCCAAACCGUAACGCCAGCCAGGCGAGCAGUUCAGGCCGCCGGAGAAGUGGGCAGAGCACGGGCUCGACCUCGCUCCGCACGCGUCUUGCGCGCCGUCUUGGACGCACGCGCCAGUUUACUGGCCUGAACAGUGACGAGGAGGACGAGGUGGACCCGGCAGAUCUGCAGACCGAGGAAGGGUACAACUCGAGAGCCGUAACGCCACACACGCCGCCACGCCGCGCCCUCUCAACGUCAUUUACACGUCCAGAGGCGGAGCGCCCAGAGACGCCGCCACCCGGGGCAGGCAUGGGUGUCAUUGUCUUCCCCGAGCUUGCUGCGCUGCCACCGCUCGGCGCGCCGCCCAUCAAGCGCAACGGCGAGGUCGUGUCCCAGUCGUGCCUCCCUCCGUCGGUCGCCGUACCAUAUACCCCGCUCCCGCACCCGCCUGGUGCCGACGGCAAUCCGUCUACAUCGUUCCACUCGCUGAGAAACUUGCGCUGGCUCGAUGAGAAGAACACGUCGGGCCACGUUAGCCAGGGCACGGCACCCCACGGGUCGACCGCCACGUUUGGUACUGCCGUCUUUGGCGAUGUGCCGUCGUGCGACGACCGUUUCAAGCGGGGUACUGCCCGCCGCGUCAAGAUUCUCAUGGCCGUCGCCUGUGUCAUUGGCAUUAUUGUCAUCACGGGUUUACUGGCUGGUUUGCUUUCUGCUAGACAUAACAGGGAUUCAAAGGCGGAUUCGUAG
This is a messenger RNA of Vanrija pseudolonga, 1581 nucleotides long. RefSeq lists its product as uncharacterized. NCBI's taxonomy places the organism in Eukaryota, Fungi, Basidiomycota, Tremellomycetes, Trichosporonales, Trichosporonaceae. The transcript has a single exon. The record is from RefSeq and is a predicted model, not a curated record. The coding region runs from base 1 to 1581 and encodes 526 amino acids.